AGGCUCCGCGCUGGUCCUCGCAUGGCCCUAGGGAGCAGCGGGUGCCCUCUGAGGGCACGCUCACCUCCCACCCCUCCAAGCACCAGCAGCUUCUGCCCUGCCCAGGCCCCCGCUUCAGGGGCCAGGAAAGAAACUUGGCUCCAUCGGCUGUUGGGUGUUGUGCUCCACCCAAAACUAUCUCACGCAUGACUUUUCGGGAGCUGCUCAAGGGGAAAAGGCAAGGUUUUCUACCCCCUGGGCAAAAGAGCUGAGGCCUUUUGGCCAGCUUUCUAGCUUGGCAUGGACCAGUCUGGGGCUGCCCAGCAUGUUCAGCGUGCUCCUGCGUCUCACAUGGCUGCGUUAAGCUGUGCGGUGCUGGAGCCAUGGGAUCUCCCACCCUUCUGGAGGGAGGGUCACAUUUCAUCUUUUCUCCAUCUUUUCCCUUAGCAGCCCAGUGCCUUCUACGCCUUGCUUGUGUGCUGGUCUUGGCUGCCCCAGGCCACUGCACCCAUAUGCAAACCCUAAACAUCUCCAAGAAAUCGCCCUCCAGCGCUUCAGCGAGUGCUCUGAAGAAAACCAGUUGGCCCAAGGACUGCAGCGAGAUCCCCAUUGGCAGCCCCAGCGGCAUCUACGCCAUCCAGCCCACGGGACUGCAUCCCAUUGUGGUGUACUGUGAAAUGAAUGUGACGGACGGGGGCUGGACGGUCAUCCAGAGGAACCGGCAGGGCACGGAGAUCACCUGGGCCGAGUCCUGGAGCACCUACAAAUACGGCUUUGGGAAUGUGCACACCGACUACUGGCUGGGCACCGAGUACAUUCAUCAGAUCACCAACCAGAAGGUCUACCAGGUCAGGUUUGUCAUCUGGGAUGCCACAAACAACACCAAGUUCGCAGACUACAACCUCUUCAGCCUGGAAGAUGAGUCCCACGGCUACCGGCUGCGGCUAGGAACGUACACAGGGACAGCGGAGGAUGCCAUGGACUCAGACAAUCCCAGGAAGGUGCACAACAACAUGAAGUUCUCCACAAAAGAUCAGGAUCAUGACACUUACAGUGGGAACUGCGCCUCCCGCUCUGGGGGCGGGUGGUGGUACUCGGCAUGUUACUCCGUACGGCUGAAUGUCAAGGGGGGCAUAGCGUGGGGCAGCCUGUGCAAUGGGAACUGCAAAGCUUCUGCCAUCCUCAUCAAACCGGCUCUGUACCGUUAGUGCUCCUCCCCCUCCUGUGCACUGAGCAUGUGGCCAGGCCAGUGCCCUACUGGGGCCCAUUGUGCUGGCUGGGGCGUUGGGGGGGAAUCAGGUUGUUCCUGUAUACCAAGAGCUGUUUUGUCUCUGGCCUUUUGCUUGCGGUGGAUAUUUAGGGAUCAUUAUUAGAACAAGUCU
Messenger RNA from Egretta garzetta (little egret), 1361 nucleotides. RefSeq names its product fibrinogen-like protein 1-like protein. Lineage: Eukaryota; Metazoa; Chordata; Aves; Pelecaniformes; Ardeidae. The record is from RefSeq and is a predicted model, not a curated record.